UUGGCAUUUUUGCACAGCUGGACUACGUUCACCUUAAUUGCAGCGGCAUCAUUUUUGCUCGAUUUUAAAGAAAUUUUUUGCGGUGAAAAUAAGAAGAAGUGCUUGCGUUGGUUCGCUUAUGGGUAUAAACAGUCCUUCUGCCAAAGGAAUGCCAAGUUAUUCAACCUUUUUGUGAUUCCCCUUCAUGGAAUUGGAAGAGACGCGGUGCAGUUGAAAGAUUGCAAAUUGACCGACCGACGCACAUGAAUAGUGAAGUAUGGAGGACAUCGAAUAUCUAGACGAGUACAAAGACUUGGUGCUGCCAGGGAUCAAAUCGGGUGCUCCGCCAGCAUCCUCUGCCGGCGUUCCGCGGCAGCGUCGCAUUUCAUCGGACUCGAGCAACUCGUCGUCGAUUGAUGCGGACAUUUUCCAGAAGCUUUUCCAUGGCAAGUACCUUGACGACGAACUGCUUAACGAGGGCUCCGCCUCCAGGUCCCAGGACAGGCGUCGCCGCUCGCCGAGUUCCUCCUCCAGCGACGAGUCCAACGAUGCCCUGGAAGCCCUCUUCUGCGGGAAGAGCAGCCAGUCGAAGCCAACCAAGAGGCGCGAACGGUACGAAUCGUUUGAUUCGGUGGACGACCUAGGCGAAGCCCUAAUGCGUCCAUCGCACAAGCUGAGCGUACUCAAGCCCAGUACCUCCCAGGCAGGCUCAAAAAAGUCCCAAGAUGUAGCUCCACACAGAAGCAUGAGCAAUAGCAGCAGCAGCAACAUCGGCAAGUCACUGACUGCUCCAUCAAGCCAAACUUAUGCAAGUGCUAAAAGCAAGAAAACGAAUUCUGUGGCCAACAAGACAGCAGUAUCUGCAAAUGGCGAUAGAUUGGCUUCCUCCAAAAACAAGGCAGUGACCAUCGUUAAGCCCCAAAAAACCGAUCUAAUGCCUUCGCGGCAUGAACCUAAAACAGAUCCAUUAACUUUGGGUGACUUAUACGGGGACUCAGACAGCGAUUCGUCCUAUGAGUACGAAUCUGACUUUUACGGCGAUCGAGACUCCGAUGAGGAGGAUGAGCCGGUGAUCGACAUUUCAACGGACACGAGCAGGACCACAUCGGUGGCGGACACUGUGACACCUGUUGUUUCCGACGACGAGGUCCAGGAGCCGAAGAGUGAGCUGAAUCAGCGACCUGAGAAUGAUCAGGAGUCUUUUUUGAGCAGCACCUAUGAACGCCUGCAGUUGUACUUGAGUAAUCUCAGUUGCGCCGAGGCGCCACCAAUCUAUAAGAAACAGAAUAGUACUAAAAAAUCCCGCUCCAACGAAAAGAAACCCUCUUCUUCCGAACAGGUUAAGCAUUCUAAUGAGCGAUCAGCGGCCAGUGACAAAGAGGCGAAUGAAAAGGAGCGGGAUUUGGAGCCACCGGAGGCAAGCAGCAGUGCUAAAUCCUCGGCCAGCAAGGCCAGCGGAAGUCGCAAGCUGUAUGACGUAGAUGACAAUGUCACGCUUGAGGCUGUGGAACGCAUGAGUCUUGACCUGGCCGAGAAGAUCUUGGAGAUCGAUGUGGAGCGAUCUCAUGAGUUCGAAAAGCGGUCCGGCUCGAAGACGCGUAGCUCAUCUAAAUCUAAGAUCCCAUCGGAUCCUAGCACCUCGCAAUUGAGUCACGUGCGCAAGCUAACCUACUCAAGCGAAAAACUUGAUCAUUCGGAACCUUUAGGCACCGAAUUACGUCGGUCAAAGAGUGAGUCCUUUCCAAAGCGAGGGCGGUCUCGGGGCCAAAAGCAACGUAAGAACCGUGCAGCAACCACAGAGGACAAAACUCAUACUGCCCCAGUUGGGGAAGGAGAUCCAGUCAAAAGAAAACGCGGAAGGCCCCGCAAAAAUUUUCCAAAGGAGGAGACUACAGCAGAAGAGACUUCUCAAAAUCCAAUUGAAGGCUUAGAUAAAAAUGUUCCUCUCGCAAUAGAAGCGAUUGAAGAAAAACUGGGAGCGGAGACGGUUAAUUCGGAAGAGCCAUCAAAGCAGAAUGAACCAAUUAGCGAGUUAGAUAAUGCCAAAGAGCUGGCAGGAUCAACCAAUUUAUGCCAGGAUGAUAUUAAAACGACGUCAAGUCACCACGAAACGGAUCUAAAAUGUGCUCCGGACAGGGUUGCGCUGGAUAAGUCAGAGUCUGAGCCAAAGGACCAAGAAGAACCCCUUUCUAAACUGGACACAUCUACUGAAACAUUUGAUACUGCACAGGACCACAACGACGAAUCCGAAACUGCAAAAUCUCUUAGUGAAUUGGAAGAUAAAGGUUUAGUUUCAGAUAAGGAGGAAACUCAGAAGGAAUCUGCCACUGUCAGUUUAAUGGAAACCAAUGAUAAUGCAAUAACAGAACUAACAAAGAUGGAAAAUUCAGUUCUAGUUACGAAUGGAGUUGAAUUACCAGUUGUACUUGCAGAAUCCAAGACAGUUUCGGGAAAUAUACUUGAGGAAAGCGACUCCCAGCUGGCUGAGGACAUUAAAUUGGCUGAAGAGAUCUUAGCCGCUGAGGUUGGUAAGGGAGUUGAAGCUAACGAGCUAUCAGUUGAAUGUGUGCAAGGAGGACAAGAUCCAGUCAUUGAAAUUGUCAAGGAGCUAGAGCAAGAAACGAUAUCGGAAGUCGUGCCCGCUCAGACUGAAAAACAAUCUUCAGUUGAAGAAACUAUAGCCGAUGAUGAAAAUCCAGUGGAAAAUCAGACUCCAGUUAAGGCAUCAUCUUCCAGUAAGGAAGAGCCACCUGCAGAAGAACACUCGCCUGAUCCAAACCAGAAUCCAGUUGUACAACAGGAAACGCCUGAUAAGGAACAAAAUCAAGCUCCUUCCAAAGCCGAGUCUGUAGCUGGUUCUGAUGUUCCAUCGAACUUAGUCAGUCCAUCCAAGAAACGAAAUCAUUCCUCUCCAGCUAAUACCCCCAAGAAAUCGAAGGAAGUAGAAGCUUUGCAAAGUUCGGUGCCACGAAGAGCUCUAAGGUCUGACAAAGAAACUCCUCAAAACCAAAGGGAAAGUCGGUCAAAACGGACUUUAAAAACAGAGCUCACACAACUUAAGGAUGAAACAAUGCGACGAAGCAGUCCAAGGCUUGGAAGGUCACCAGCGGAAAGCCAUUCCUCACAAGAGCGCUCUCCGGUGGAAAAGAAAGUGACAGUCUCCAAGUUGGUCAAGGACUUAUCAAGAAAAGAAAAGGAACAAGUGAAAGAGUUAAAGUCGCUUUCUGAUGAGCCUGAAACUAAGGACGUAAAGGAAACCAAAACAGCUACAGCAGCAGAUACUUCCAAACUGACCGAGGAAAAACCUAGCGCCAGUAAGACUGAAAUUAAAAAGAUGAAAGGUAAACAGAAGGCAAAAAAAGUGAGUAGGACCCAUGAGACAGAAGUUAACAAGGCCAUAGUAGAUUCCAGUGAAGAGCCACAUUCUUCUUCAAAGUGUGUUGAAGAAUAUUCAACUUCCAGCGAAUCAGAGCAGAAAGACGACAAUGACUCCUUAUGUCUUGCUAAACCACCACCAAUAGAUAGUACCAACCCGAUUUUAGACCGAUCCAAUGCAAUUGAAACAGAUACGGAACAAGUUGAGAAAAAACCAUCAAAUCGCAGAAAAUCAAGGAGGAUUCGAAAUGAAAAAGGCAAAAGUGAGAGCGACACACUUUCCGACCAUUUGGACGCCAAGAAGGGGGAUAAUGCUUUGAUAACAAGCAAGGAUCAGCAAAGUGAUUCUGUCACUGCUAAGGAGAAGUCUGUUAUUGAUGCGGCCAAAUCCGAAAAGGACGAAAAUCCAUCAGCCAAAUCUCAGUCCACUGAAAGAACACUUAUUUCCAAUGAAAACCCCUCAAUAAAGGAUCAAACAAAAGAUCUGUCUGGUAACAUAAUCGAAACUGUAGUAGGACAAACUGACAAGAAGGAAACGUCAAACAGUAAGAAGACUAUCGGUGAAAAAAUUAAUGAAUGUUCCGACAGUAAAAUGAAAUCGAGUGACAGUUCAAAUAAAAAGGAAUCAGCUUCUACAAAGUUAAUAUCAGUAUCCAGUCCAGAUGAAAUCAUGCAAGAUCAGGAAAAUAAAUUGGAUAAAUCGGAUCUACAUUUAAGGGACACCAAUUCCAAUAGACAGGUUGAUAAGAAUCUCGAAGAUGACGAUACUAAAAAUAAUGAAGAGAGUAUAGAGUUGAAUGCUAAUACAUAUGAAGCCAAAUCUUCUUCAGAAAAGGACGCGGAACCUAUUUCAAAAGACUCUUCACAAAAUUCCACCAAGCUUAAAUCUUCGAAACCAAAGUCCAGAAACAAGCGCAAGAAAAACGAAAAGAAACCUAAUGAUAGUGUUGCCGAAUCUGAUAUUGAACAUGGUUUAGACGUAAACGCAGAAACCGUUUCAGCUACAUGUUCUUUACCUUCAGAUUCCGAUAAACACGAGUCGGUUAAAUCUGAUGAAACAAACGUGGAACCGAACUCAUCUGAAACAGAAAUAGAAAGGAUAAGAAAACGUAGGCAGGCUGUUACCAUUGAGAAUCCCAAGAAUGAUUUUGAGACUACUCAGAUCAAUGAAAACCAAAACAGUGCCGUUUUCAAUUCUGAGGAACAUGUACCUUUGCCGGAAACUGUUGAACUAGAUAUUCCAAGAAUGAAAAUUCCAACGAAAACAUACCUUAUGAAUUCAAAAAACAAAACACAAUCAUUGGCUUCUUCAGGAGCUCCGGACAAUGAGCCCAAACCAGAGGACGUGAAUACCACAUCAAAAGGAGACUCUAAAACAAUAGGUGAUGCCUUGACAACAGAGGCGCUUGAUCUAGAUAAGACUAAUAUUGUAGAAACCAAUUCGACGCAGGAUCUCAACGAACAUGUAAUUUCUGAUCAAACUUUGUCAGAAAGUUCCGAUAUCAUUCCUUCAGGUACGAACAAUUCCCAAGUUGUUGUUCCUACUACUCCAACAAAAAUCAGCGACCAAACCAAAAACACCUUUAUAACGCCUAAAAAAUCAGCGAAAUCCAAACGAAACGUUUCAAAGGGGACCAAAAAAUCGGACAAUAGUUCGGAGGAUAGUCAGGUAGUAGCAUCUGAGUGCUCGACAUCUAAAAUCCAAAAAGAACUUAGUUCUCCUACAGCAUCCUGUCGAAAGCUGCGGGUGUUAAUAAAAAGAACUCCCACUUCCGAUUUGCCUAAAAGUUCAAGGAAGUCUAUCUUUAAGAAAACUCCCGCGAAAUCAAAGCGCUUGGCCAAAAUUCUUGAGAGCGUGGAAAAAAGCCCACCUCGAGAGCAAUGUGAUAAUAAGUCACCAAUAUCUUCAGGUGAAUUAAAUCCUGAGUCUGAUCCUGUUGCAGAGUUGCUACCCGUUGCUGUCACUGAUUCUGAUAAGGAACUUGAAACGAACCAAAUCCUUAAUGAAGAUGCUUGUAAGGAGACACAGGACGCAUCUGCUGACAACACAGAUAAUGAAUCAAAAAAGAAAGAAGACGAUCAGGAAUUGAAAGUGAAUCCCAAUUGUGCAAAGGGUGACAGUCCUAUCACAGACGAUUCCACUAAGGUCGUCUUAUCUAACGAGGCAACGGAAAGUGUUGUUUUACAGGAUUCAAAGGAAGAAGUACUAAACACGUUAGCUUGUGCGACUCAAGACGAGGAUACCUCAACAAAGGAGUUAACCGAAGAGGAAGUUCCUAAUGAUGAAACCACAAAAGCUGAAUCUGAAAAAGGACAAAGCUCAAUAGAUCAGGAAACGGAUAAGACGACGGAAAAAGAGGAUUCUGCUCCGCCAUCGAAAGCCGCCGAGGAAAUGGACCCUGAAAUUAAGGAUGAUUCUACUGUUAAAUCGGUUUUAGCCGAACCAGAAACGGAUGUAACAGACGAUGAGGAACUUGCCCAAAGUCCAAUUCCAGACUCAUCGGAAACAACAAGUGUCACGAAUGAUCCCGAGCCCAGCACAUCCGGCGUGGUGAAGCGCAGUUUGCGCAAGCGGGAAGCGGAUUCUUCACAGCCAGAUGAAGCCGCUAAACGAAAGCAACGCCAAGAUAUGGAGAAGUCUCUAACUGGCAAAAAGGAACCAGUUAAACCAGCUCGCCAUCGACAACUCGCUGACGAAGAAGAACGACCAUCCCUUAAACGUUCAAAAAUAGAGUCGGAAGCCAUGUCCUCUGUCCAGGGCAAAUUUAUCUCUAUUAUAGGUAAUGAGACUAUCAUGUCAUCCACAACUGCGCCCAUUACGGAAAAUAAAAGCGAGACGCCAUCUCCAGCUUCACGAAAGUCGGCGGUACUGGAACCCAAGCACGUUGAAAUCACCAAGCAUAUCAUCCUAGGGACACCAGCCAAAAAGCUUCAACAUUCUAAAAGUCCAGCCGCGGAAGUCAAGAAGCCCAUGGUGCAAACUCUGCUGAGUUCCACUCUUACUCUUCACAAACCUUCGUCUGGAGAGGAUGGUAGUUCACUGAAAAUCAGAAAAUCCCUGGAAAAGUCAGAAGCCGAUGAAAACGUGGAAGGCGAUAAGUCCACCUUCAGCAGUACCACUGCGCUUCCUAAAAAAACGUCUGCGGUUGCUCCAAGAAAGGUAAAUAUAUCCGUUUCCCUGUUGACAACGAAGGACACUGGAGCGGAGACCUUGCAAAGUGCUGCAUCAACAUUCGAGUCACCACUGUUGAAAAAAAAGGCACAACUUGAAACACAAAAAUCGACCAAGAAAUCGGAGGGCAAUAAGAAAACGGAAAGCAGGAAAAAGUCCCUAGUACAAGGCCCUCAAAUGAAAACGCUAAAAUCCGAGGAAACAGAAUCUUUAAAGAAAACAGUUUCAUCAGCACUCACAGGGCGAAAGUUUCCAAACAAAUCCCUAAAAUCGGAGGAAGCAGAAUCUUCAAAGAAAACGGUUCCUGCAGCUGGGACAGGACGGAAACCACUUCCGCAACUGGAGGCUUCAAGGAAACCGGAAAGCAGGAAGUCUGAGGGUUCUUUAUCAAAAUCUAAUCCUCGCAAAGAUCCGUUCCGAGUCAAACUAUUCAGUAAAAUGGAUGGUAGAAAAUCUGAAGGAACAGCUUUAACUGCUACUGCUCGAAAACGACCUCCUCAACCAGAAGUCUCGAAAUCUGAAUCUGCUUCAAAAGCAACAUUGCCCGAGGAAACUGACCACAUACUUCAAGCCGCAAAAAUCGAGACAAUGUUUAAAGGUCGGGGAACACAAAAAAAAUCCAAAUCGAAACCCAAGACAGAUGUCCGUAACUUGGAAGAGGAAGCUGCUACUGACCCGAUGGAUUCCUCUCGAUCGGAUAUAUCUGAUAACGCUGCAAUAUUUUCCGAACGCCAAGAGAUCUUCAAUAUACCGGGUCACAUGACCCGAGCUGUCAGCAGCAACAGAUCAUUGGCACCAACACCAACUCUCACGAGCGACAGGCAACGGAAUGCUUCCAAGGAGCGCUUUACGCCUGUUUCGGAACAAAAAAAAGCAAUGAGGCAAUCAGAGACUUUGGUAAAGGGUCGAGGCGGAAAGCGCCAGCAAAUAGAUUUAAAAAGGAAAGCGGAAGACGGUACAGAGGUGAUCAAUCCCAAGAGACCCAGAGAGUUGCAGGAGGAGGACUCCCAUGAGCAAAGCACUCACGUCCGGGAAUCUGCAUUUGCGGCGUUCCCAGUGAAAAUAACUGCUGCAUCUUCUGUUAAUCCAAUAGCAGUACGCUCGACGGGUAAUAUAGUCCCGCAGAAAGCUAAGCUUCGCAAACUUUGCGUGAAAAUGAAUCGAAGGCCUUUUAAUAAAUGGCUUAGGAGCACGCAGGAGAAGAACGAAACACAAGUAGGAUCUCGUAAUGUAUCGUCAUUACUACUGCAUGGUGAAACCUCGGAAACGGAUUCAGCAGCAGAGUCAAUGGCAGAAGCAAUGCUGCAACCACAAGUAGAGUCGGUGGCGGUUAGUCAGCCACAGCCUGCAUCCCAGCCCGAUUCUUAUCCAGCGCCAAGCUCAGAACUUGAAAAGGAGGAAAGCUCUGCUCAACUUGCUCCUAUUGCAGCUUGUGAGCCACCGGCAGAUAAUGAUUCAUCGACAGCACCCGCUUCAGACAUCGCACCCGAAAAUGAACAGAUUGUUAACCCGCCAGCUAAGACAGCCUUGAAGACUGCUAUCUAUCCAUUGACUGAACAAAAAAUUCCCGACGAGACAACGUUGCUGGAAAGUACCAGGAAGCUAGCAGAACAGCGAAGGGUACAAAUGUUCCACGCCAAAUCUAUGCCACUUCCUGUACCAAUUCUAGAGGUAAAGUCAGAGCCAGAAGAUGCGAUGGAUGACCAAUCACCUAAUGAGCCAAUGCAUGUGGUUGCUACAGCACCAGCAAUACCUCCACCGAAUUCGAGUACAGAGGACGCUGUGCCCGCCACUAUUCAGAUGAACACAUUGGGUGCUUCCACUUCAUCUAGGCCGUCAGAGAUACAUUCAAUUCCCUCCGCCAGUGCCCCUGACGGAAACCCCAAUGUCAUUGGGCAGACCAAGAUGUUCUCAUUUCUCUACCCGAAACGUUACAAGCGGUCCUAUGACGACGUGGGUCUAGACUUCUGCUGUCCAAAUCUCGAUGGACCAAUGCGGGCCAUUGAUUUUACUCGAUUGCAUUCGAAGGCCGAGGUACCGGUGCUGGAAGUCCCGCAGUUCCUGGUUAUAACCACCAAGUUCAUCUCAAAAGCGGAUAAGAAUAUGCCAAGCAAGGUGCGAGCCAAGCUGGAAUUACUGGGCAGAAAUAAAGAACGCGAUUCAAGUAAACUUACCCCUACGGGUACCAUUCCGACUGCUGAUGCCACCGCUCCUUCACCAUUUCCACCUGCUUCUCCGUCGGUUGGUCCGGCAACUCAACAGUUUCCAUCGAUUAUACAGAGUUUGCUUUCGGCUCCCCUGCCGGCUUCAAGUUCCUUUAAUAUUCCCACAUGCGUGGGUCCAUCCACUUCCACUCCCGUAGUUCCGCCAAGUCUCUCUCCCACUUCCAUGCUGAUUUCGGCGAACUUGGAUUCCCUUAGCAAACAGUUACCACGUGGCACAACGCUUACCAAGAAGUCGAUGCAACCAGUGGCUACCAUUCCGUCAUUAGCCAGCAACUCGAUGGCACUCAAUAUGGCGCCGUCCCCUAUUCAGUUACCACCGAUUUGCCCCAAUGACAAGCAGCGCGUGGAGCUGCAGGCGAGGGUGCAAGUGUUUGACAUGGUGCUCCAGACUCUCAGCCGACGGGCAGCCAACCUAACAGUGUUCGAGAGACAGCGGACCAUUGAGGAGAUCGUGAGGACCAGCUCAUUAAUGGCCAUCGAUGUGGAUGUGGGUACAAAGCUUUUGGAAAACUAUGUACAUUACCUGAACAAGGCUACCAUCACAAUGACUCCUCAUCCCUCGACCCAAAACAAUUCGAUGAUUGCUAAUCCCUCCAGUUUAGGCGGAUCCGCCAGCUCGACGCUUUCCAAAAGCAUCGUGAGCUCUACGACCGCCUUCUCCGACACCCCACCGAAAGGGACCAACAAAUCUGUGGAGCAUGUUCCGAAGCGCAGUUCCCUCUUCGCCACCAUGUCUCUUUAUGAUGAGGACCAGAACGCAAUUGGCUUUCAGUGUACUCCUUCUAUAUCGACGGCAGGGCGAAUGUCUUUAUCUGCUGCCUCCGGCAUGCCUGUGAGAACCUCCACAUCCCAAGCAGCAGAUCUGGGCAUCCCAGGGAGUCAGUUCGUUAAUUUAAAUACAACAGUGUCUAUGCCAGUACCAAGGAUGAUUGCCAAGAAAAAACCAGGCUCAUCGGUUACCGCUGCACCGGGGCUGGGCAAAAAGAAAACGAUUCCGGUAAGGACUUUGGCCAAGACCACAUCAAUACCCGCUGCACGAGCGAAAUCAAGAAAUUCGGGCGAGACUCCCGAGGCUGAUUUCAUAUCCCCCGCCGGAAUGAGUCUGAGUACCACCGGAAAUCCGAAUGUUUUUAUCAUCAACCACGCGUUGCAGUCAGAAGAAAGCAUUUUGCCUGACUCCAACAGCAGCGUGGGGCACUUGGAAACGGAGAUCAAGGGCGAGCUCGACGACUCUACGGAGGUUAUUAUAUAGCAGGGCAAAGACUAUAAACCAGUUGGAAAGUAUUCUAAGUUACUUUAGCACAGUUAAUUAUGAGUUAAUUACUUCGUUGAACGCAAGAAGAGAAUUUUGUAAUUCUAUAUUGAAGAAUUUGUUAUACCUUUCGCAACAUCCUGUAAUUUUUUUGAAAAUAAAUGGUUAAAUAUUUU
Drosophila santomea is the source of this 10179-nucleotide messenger RNA. RefSeq lists its product as uncharacterized. The transcript is spliced from 9 exons. Lineage: Eukaryota; Metazoa; Arthropoda; Insecta; Diptera; Drosophilidae. Bases 257 to 10003 code for a protein of 3248 amino acids. The record is from RefSeq and is a predicted model, not a curated record.